GCGCGGUGACGUCACUUCCGGCCUCAUCCGCCAUUACGAUCGCGGCUUCGGUCCCAUCAUGUCGCGGUUCUUCACCACCGGAUCCGACAGCGAAACCGAGUCUUCGGCUUCCGGAGAUGAACCCACCCCGAAACCCACGGGAGGCGCCUACGGCAAGCCGCUGCUGCUCAGCGAGGAUGAGGAGGACACCAAACGCGUGGUGCGAAGCGCUCGCGACAAGCGCUUCGAGGAACUGACGAACCUCAUCCGGACCAUCCGGAAUGCCAUGAAGAUCCGCGACGUCACGCGGUGCCUCGAGGAGUGGGAGGCGCUGGGCCGCGCCUACGCCAAAGCCCGCGGCGUCCUCGACCGCGACGGCGCCCCACGGUGCUACAUCCGCAUCCUCGCCGACCUCGAGGACUACCUCAACGAGCUCUGGGAGGAUAAGGAGGGGAAGCGGCGGAUGAGCAAACCGAGCGCUCGCGCUCUCGGGACGCUCCGACAGAAACUCCGCAAACACAACCGCGACUUCGAGGCGCAGAUCGCCGCCUAUCGACAGAACCCGGAGCAGUCGGAUGAGGAUGAGGAGAAGAAGAGCGGAGACUCUGAAGCUUCGAGUUCGUCGGAUUCGGAUGAAGACGCCGACGUUUCGUCCUUCCUGAAGAAGAAGGAGAGCGGCGGCGACGCUCGCGGGCGAUUCCUGAAGAAACUGGAGGAGGAGGAAGAGGAGGAAGAAGAGUCCUCGGAGGAGGAUUGGGGCUCCGACGACUCCGACACCGACUCCGAAUCCGAUGAGGACGACGGCAAAUUCACCUCUCUCGCCUCCAAAUUCCUCAAGAAGGACGACGACAAACGCGGCGGAGAGCGGAAGCGGGAGGAGAAGGCCAAGAAGAAGAUGGACCGCCGGAGCCGCCGCUUCGAGGAGGACGAAGAGGAGGGCGAGGGCGAAUGGGAGAGGGUGCGCGGCGGCGUCCCCCUCGUCAAGGAGAAGCCCAAGAUGUUCGCCAAAGGCACUGAGAUCACUCCGGCGGUGGUGGUCAAAAAGCUCAACGAAAUCCUCCAGGCGAGGGGCAAAAAGGGCACCGAUCGGGCCGGGCAGGUGGAGCUCCUGCAGCUGUUGGUGGCGGUGGUGCAGGAGCAGAGCCUCGGAGUGCCCCUGGAGCUGAAGGUGAAGUUCAACAUCGUCGCUUCGCUCUACGACUCCAGUCCCAACCUGGCGGCCUGCAUGAAGCCGGAGCUGUGGCAGAAGUGUCUCGGUUGCAUUGAAGAGCUUUUGGAUCUCCUCUUCGCUCAUCCCGAGAUCUUCGUCGGAGAAAACAUCGCAGAAGAGUCCGAGAACCUCUGCAACCCCGAACAGCCGCUGCGCGUUCGCGGCUGUAUUCUCACUUUGGUGGAGAGAAUGGACGAAGAGUUCACGAAGAUCAUGCAGAGCACCGACCCCCACUCGCAGGAGUACGUGGAGCACCUGAAGGACGAGGCGCGCGUGUGCCGCAUCAUCGCCCGCCUCCAGAGGUACCUCCAGGAGAAGGGUUCCACCGAAGAGCUGUGCCGCGUCUUCCUCCGAAGGAUCCUCCACACCUACUAUAAGUUCGACUAUCGCGCCCAGAGGCGCUCUGACCCCCAAAAAGGAAGCGCCGAAGCCCCCGAGAAGGAGAAGGUGGCGGAGGCCGAGGAGGACGCGGAGGACUCGGCGGCGCUGAUGGAGCGCCUCUGCAAAUUCAUUUACGCCAAAGACCGCACGGACCGGAUCCGCACCUGCGCCAUCUUGUGCCACAUCUACCACCACGCCCUCCACAGCCGCUGGUACCAGGCCCGGGACCUCAUGCUCAUGUCCCACCUCCAGGACAACAUCCAACACGCCGACCCACCCGUCCAGAUCCUCUACAACCGCACGAUGGUCCAAUUGGGGAUCUGCGCCUUCCGCGAAGGUCUCAUCAAAGACGCCCACAACGCCCUUUUGGACAUUCAAUCCUCGGGAAGAGCGAAGGAACUUUUGGGCCAAGGUCUUCUCCUCCGAAGCCUCCAAGAACGUAACCCCGAGCAGGAGAAGGUGGAGAAGCGCCGCCAGGUGCCCUUCCACAUGCACGUCAACCUCGAGCUCCUCGAGUGCGUCUACCUGGUGGCGGCCAUGUUGCUGGAGAUCCCCUACAUGGCCGCCCACGAGUUCGACGCCCGACGACGGAUGAUCAGCAAACAGUUCCACCACCAACUGCGCGUCGGGGAGAGACAACCGCUGCUCGGGCCCCCCGAGUCCAUGCGGGAACACGUGGUGGCCGCUUCCAAGGCCAUGAAGACCGGGGAUUGGAAGAGCUGCCACCGCUUCGUGGUCAACGAGAAGAUGAACGGCAAAGUCUGGGACCUCUUCCCGGAGGCCAACAAAGUCCGCGCUAUGCUCGUCAGGAAGAUUCAGGAGGAGUCGCUCCGAACGUAUCUCUUCACCUACAGCAGCGUCUACGACUCCAUCAGCAUGGCCGUCCUGGCGGAGAUGUUCGAACUCGAUUUGCCGACGGUGCACAGUGUGAUCAGCAAAAUGAUCAUCAACGAAGAGCUGAUGGCCUCCCUGGAUCAGCCCACGCAGACGGUGAUGAUGCAUCGGACGGAGCCGACGGCGCAGCAGAAUUUGGCGCUGCAGUUGGCCGAGAAGCUCAGCGGUCUCGUGGAGAACAACGAACGCGUCUUCGACCACAAACAGGGAUCCUACGGGGGGUACUUCCGAGAUCAGAAGGAUGGGUACCGCAAAGGCGAUGGCGGAUAUCUGCGCCGCGGCGGUUAUCGGCAACAGGAGCGCGGCUCCAACUACUGACUGACCCACGGAUUGCGCCCCAUAGAUCCCCCCCCGACCCAUAGAUCCCCCCCCGACCCAUAGAUUGCGGCCCCAUAGAUUC
Molecule: messenger RNA, 2864 nt
Organism: Cuculus canorus (common cuckoo)
Lineage: Eukaryota; Metazoa; Chordata; Aves; Cuculiformes; Cuculidae
Product: eukaryotic translation initiation factor 3 subunit C-like
Exons: 21
Coding region: 59-2782 (907 amino acids)
Biological process (GO): translational initiation
Cellular component (GO): eukaryotic translation initiation factor 3 complex
Molecular function (GO): translation initiation factor binding; translation initiation factor activity; RNA binding
Source: RefSeq, a predicted model, not a curated record